GAAAUUCUUGAAAAUCAGUCGUCGUGCAGUUUGUUUACAUUCUGUAAGUCGACCUAGCCGUUCUUUUCGUUUUUCCCGUCGUGUUACACUAACGUCAGAGACACAAGAUGGGUAUAUCCCGUGAUACAUGGCAUAAACGCAGGAAGACCGGAGGCAAGCGCAAGCCUCUCCGCAAGAAGAGGAAGUAUGAAUUAGGUCGUCCAGCCGCCAAUACCAAGCUUGGAGCUCGCCGUGUACACAUUGUUCGUACCAGGGGAGGUAACAAGAAAUACAGAGCAUUAAGAUUAGAUCAAGGAAAUUUUUCAUGGGGUUCUGAAGGUAUUUCUGCUAAAACUCGUAUCAUUGAUGUUGUCUACAAUGCAUCAAACAAUGAGUUGGUCAGAACCAAAACUUUGGUUAAGAACGCUAUUGUAGUUAUUGAUGCGACACCAUUCCGUCAAUGGUAUGAAGGCCAUUAUGCCUUACCUAUUGGAAGAAGGAAGACUACGAAAUUAACUGAAGCGGAAGAUGCUAUUUUGAAUAAGAAGCGAUCAACAAAGGCUGAAGUUAAAUACAAGAAAAGGCAACGUUUUGCCAAAGUAGAACCUGCAAUUGAUGAACAGUUCCAAACUUCUCGUUUAUUAGGUAAGUACCAUCUAAUAUUACUAAUUUUAAGAACAAAAAAAUCAAACGCCAUGAUGAUUCUUAAGCUUUUAGUGGUGAUAUUGAAAUUUUUGGUAUAAAUCGUUUUGAUUAAU
Molecule: messenger RNA, 737 nt
Organism: Diuraphis noxia (Russian wheat aphid)
Lineage: Eukaryota; Metazoa; Arthropoda; Insecta; Hemiptera; Aphididae
Gene: RpS8
Product: ribosomal protein S8
Biological process (GO): translation
Cellular component (GO): ribosome
Molecular function (GO): structural constituent of ribosome
Source: RefSeq, a predicted model, not a curated record